AUGAAAGAGAAUCGUCCAAUUGCUUGUUGCAAUGUAAUCUAUAAGACUAUUACUAAGUUGUUGGCUCGAAGAUUGCAACCAGUCCUCCCCUUUGUCAUUAACAAAGCUCAGGCUGCCUUUGUUAAGGGCAGAUCUAUAUCUGAUAGUUUCUUUAAAGGGGAGAAAGGGCUUAGGCAAGCAGACUCAAUCUCUCCCUAUCUCUUUCUUUUGGUCAUGGAGGGGCUGUACUCUAUUCUUCAAAGGAGGAUCUCUCAGGGGCCUUUCACUUUCCAUCCAAAGUGCAGUCUGCAUUCCAUUUCUUUCCUUGCUUUUACUGAUGAUCUCUUUCUUUUGGCUGGAGCUGACCCAUCAUCCAUUCGUAUCAUUAACGAUGCUUUGGAGGAAUUCUUUCACUCCUCUGGUUUGAAACCUAAUCUCGACAAGAGCCAAUUCUUUUUUGCUGGGAAGAUUAUAAAAGAGGUGGAGGCUAUGCUUCGAUCUUUUUUUGGGUCUGGGCUUAACCUUACAAAAGUGGGUGAAAAAGUUAGCUGGUUUGCUGUUUGCACUCCAAAAGCUGAAGGGGGUUUAGGUUUGAAAUCCUUGCGCCAUUUGUGGGCUUUGUGUAAAAGAGAGAACAAUUUGUGGGUGAAAUGGAUCCACAGUUACUUCAUUAAGGAUCAAAAUUUUUGGGUUAUGAAACUGCCACAGGAUUGCUCUUGGACUAUGAGGAAACUGAUGAAGUUGAGAGGGUUGUGUCAGAGUUGGGUAAAGCAUGUUAUUGGCAAUGGACAGCGGACCUUUUUAUGGUUUGAUAAUUGGCACCCUAGUGGUCCUUUAUACAAGCUUUUUAGUGAUCAUGCCUUUGCUAACCUGGGAAGGUCAAGUUCAGCAAAAGUAAGUUCUGUCAUUUGGAAUGGGGAAUAG
Messenger RNA from Rhododendron vialii, 903 nucleotides. RefSeq lists its product as uncharacterized. Bases 1 to 903 code for a protein of 300 amino acids. Lineage: Eukaryota; Viridiplantae; Streptophyta; Magnoliopsida; Ericales; Ericaceae. The record is from RefSeq and is a predicted model, not a curated record. The transcript is spliced from 3 exons.